UUUGUAGUGAAGGAGGGACGUGGGACAAGAAUGAGUUGGAAAAGACUCAGAAUCUGUUUGCCAUUCAUUCUAGCAACAAGUUUCAAACGGACAAGCGCAUAGAACAAGGCGGUUUUACUGCAUACCACUGCCUGCAUCUCCAAACCCAGAAGAGGAUGUCUGUGUCAGGGAAGAAGGAGUUUGAUGUGAAACAGAUCCUCAGGCUCCGUUGGCGCUGGUUCAGCCAUUCAUCUCAAGGUUCUGCUGGUGGUGGAGGUGGCAGUGUGGGAAGCUACAUCCAGCAGGAUGGCCUGGACCACAGAGGAACUCCUGUCCAGGGACGACUGAAGAGCCACUCACGGGAAAGGGGCAUCGGAGGAUUGCGGAAGACCAGCAGUCCUGUGCACAGCGUCAUGUCGCAAACGCCAGGGCCAACACCUGUCUAUGUCAGGACAGGUCAUCAGUCAUGGCAUCAUCAACCCAACACCAUCCAGGGCCUCCAGGUCAACGAGGAGUAUCCAAAGAGCAUUUCCUCUCCCAGCACAACGAGGAAAGAGGAAACAAACUCUGGCCAGGAAGUAAUGAUAAGCAGCACAGAGGAACCUGCAGAGGUGGAAGCCAGAGACAGGUUGGUCCUGAGCAAUUUGUCCAGAAUGAGCACCAACUCCUCCGAUGAAUUUUUCCAGGCCACAAAUCAUGCAGAGCACACGUUCCGUAAAAUGGAGACCUACCUCCAGCACAAGCAACUGUGUGACGUACUGCUGAUAGCAGGGGAUCACAAGAUACCAGCUCAUAGGCUCGUCUUAAGUGCAGUUUCGGACUACUUUGCUGCUAUGUUUACCAGCGAUGUGAGAGAGGCAAAGCAAGAGGAGAUAAAGAUGGAAGGAGUGGAUCCUGAGGCCCUCAGAUCACUGGUACAAUUUGCCUACACUGGUGUCCUUGAGCUGAAGGAGGAGACCAUUGAAAGCUUAUUGGCGGCAGCAUGCCUCCUCCAGCUUUCACAAGUGAUCCAGGUCUGCUGCAGCUUCCUCAUGAAGCAGCUUCAUCCGUCCAACUGCCUUGGAAUACGAUCCUUUGCAGAUGCCCAAGGCUGCGUCGACCUGCUGAACGUGGCUCACAACUACACCAUGGAGCAUUUCCUGGAGGUCAUUCAGAACCAGGAGUUCCUGCUGCUUCCCACGGCUGAGAUUGUUAAAUUGCUCUCCAGCGAUGACAUCAACGUUCCAGAUGAAGAAACAAUUUUUCAGGCUUUGAUGAUGUGGGUGAGAUUUGAUGUCCAGCAUCGACAGCAGGACCUCGGGGUUCUGCUCUCUUACAUCCGCCUUCCUCUUCUUCCUCCACAGCUCCUUGCAGAUCUAGAAAACAACAAGAUGUUCUCUGAUGAUCUGGAAUGUCAAAAGCUUCUGAUGGAGGCCAUGAAAUACCAUCUGCUGCCUGAACGACGGCCCAUGUUUCAGAGCCCAAGAACAAAACCUAGAAAGUCGACAGUGGGUGCACUUUAUGCUGUGGGAGGAAUGGACGCUACGAAAGGCUCCACCACCAUUGAGAAGUACGACUUGCGAACAAAUACUUGGGUCCAGGUUGGAGUCAUGAAUGGACGGCGGCUGCAGUUUGGUGUGGCUGUGAUUGACAACAAGCUCUACGUAGUCGGAGGGAGAGAUGGGCUGAAGACGUCCAACAUGGUGGAAUGCUAUAAUCCUGUCAGUAAAGUUUGGUCAACUAUGCCUCCAAUGUCCACCCACCGUCAUGGGCUUGGCAUUGCGGUACUCGAGGGUCCCAUGUAUGCAGUUGGAGGCCAUGAUGGCUGGAGCUACCUCAACACAGUCGAGCGUUGGGAUCCGCAGGCCAGACAGUGGAACUAUGUGGCCAGUAUGUCGACGCCACGAAGCACCAUGGGAGUCACAGCACUCAAUGGAAAGCUGUUUGCAGUUGGUGGGCGAGAUGGCAGCUCGUGCUUGAGGUCGAUGGAGUGUUUCGAUCCACACACCAACAAGUGGAGCAUGUGUGCGCCAAUGUCCAAGAGGAGAGGAGGUGUGGGCGUAGCCACAUACAACAACUUCCUGUAUGCUGUGGGUGGACAUGAUGCCCCUGCUUCCAACCACUGUUCCAGACUCUCUGACUGUGUUGAGAGAUAUGAUCCAAAGACGGACACAUGGACCACUGUGUCCUCUCUCAGCGUUCCUCGGGACGCAGUGGGAGUUUGCUUGUUGGGUGACAGGCUCUAUGCAGUUGGUGGAUAUGACGGCCAGUCAUAUCUCAAAACUGUAGAGUCCUACGAUGCACAAAACAAUGAGUGGACUGAGGAGGUCCCUCUUAACAUCGGAAGGGCAGGCGCCUGCGUGGUGGUGGUGAAACUGCCGUGAGAAUCUCGUCUCAACAGCAACACAGAGGGCCUAAAUGAACGAGCGGCAAAGUGGAGUGGACAAACAAAGCAGCAGAUUGAGGACACAUCCUUGGAGGGAUGAAUUAUCACAUUUUCUUCUUUAACUUGGCCAUCCAGAUCUUUCACUGGGAAAUGCAGGCAAAGCCUUACCCAAAAACCAUUGUUUCUGUCAUUAGUUGAUUUGUCUGCCCAGUGGGUAGGACUGGAAAGACUGGAAUGCACUGCACAUUCCCCACAUUCUCAAACGAUUAAGAACUUGGCCAAAAACAUUGCGAAUCAGCGCCAAGGAUUUGCUAUACUGCGUUCUAAAAUCUAACUUGAAUGUCCUCAGAAUUUUAUGUAACAUUUACACUCUAAAAAAAUGAAUUCUGUUAGUUUACAAUUAAACAAAAGCAUUUCCUAUCAGUGCCAUCUCAGACAGUAUAUUUUUUGGGUUUAUAUGUCCCUUUAUAGAUACUACAACAACAAUUCUUAUUCUUGUAAAUAUAAACCACUGGGGUUUUUUAUUUUUAACAAGAGUGGUCUGAAGUGAUUGUUACUCUUUGGCAAUGAAGACCACUGUGAGUAAAACUGCAAGUGAAGAGUUUAAGAUACAGGAACGAAACACACUUAUUUGCACCAGUAGCAACAGAACACCAAAGUCAUUCACUUCUUUUAGAUGUCUUUUUGUGCAUUAAAUAAAGGUUUGCAAAUCUGUGAAUCAAAGAAAAUAUAUCAUAUUGAUAUUCCAUAUUUCUGUGUACAGCUUUCUGUUGAUGUUCUGGAGCUGCAUUUGUAUUUGUAGAAUCAUAACCCAACCAAUGCUGUCUUUAUUGAUUGUUCAUUUAGCUUCAGAACAUUUUUUUACAUUUGCAGUUGGAUGUCUUGCUAGUAAAAAUGUAUAUUGUUAGCGUGUUCACCACUACAAAAAAACCCCCAGAAAACAAAAAAAGUCUAACUAUAAUUAUAAUGGGUUUUGGGGGCCAAAUACUAUUCUUUGCUUUUGGUAUAAUUUUGUACAGCAUGCAAGCCAAUAAAAAUAACUUCAGUU
Xiphophorus maculatus (southern platyfish) is the source of this 3392-nucleotide messenger RNA. RefSeq names its product kelch-like protein 4 (gene klhl4). Lineage: Eukaryota; Metazoa; Chordata; Actinopteri; Cyprinodontiformes; Poeciliidae. Bases 156 to 2342 code for a protein of 728 amino acids. The transcript has 12 exons. Gene Ontology annotation, molecular function: protein binding. The record is from RefSeq and is a predicted model, not a curated record.